This is a messenger RNA of Eutrema salsugineum, 1482 nucleotides long. RefSeq names its product aluminum-activated malate transporter 8. Gene Ontology annotation, biological process: malate transport. Bases 1 to 1482 code for a protein of 493 amino acids. NCBI's taxonomy places the organism in Eukaryota, Viridiplantae, Streptophyta, Magnoliopsida, Brassicales, Brassicaceae. Gene Ontology annotation, cellular component: plant-type vacuole membrane. The transcript has 5 exons. The record is from RefSeq and is a predicted model, not a curated record.
AUGGAGAUGAACUUGAAUGCUCAAGAGAAGAAAGCAGGGUUCUUACAAAGGGUUAAGGCUUUCCUUAGCAAACUCAAAGAUGGUGUCACCAAGCGCAUAAGAAAUAUUCAAAAGUUUGGGAAAGAUGAUCCAAGACGGAUCAUCCAUUCCAUAAAAGUGGGAUUUUCUCUUACAUUAGUAUCAAUGUUGUACUAUGUACGGCCACUCUAUAAUAGCUUCGGGGUUUCGGGUAUGUGGGCAAUACUAACUGUAGUCGUAGUCUCCGAAUUCACUGUUGGUGGGACACUUUCCAAAGGUCUAAACAGAGGUUUUGCAACAUUAAUAGCUGGUGCCUUAGGGGUUGGUGCAGUACACCUUGCUCGAUUCUGUGGACACAAAGGAGAACCGAUUGUUCUUGGGAUCUUAGUGUUCUCACUGGGCGCAGCUGCAACAUUUUCGCGGUUUUUUCCAAGGAUUAAACAGAGAUAUGACUAUGGUGCUUUGAUAUUCAUACUCACAUUUACUAUGGUUGCCGUUUCGGGAUACCGUACAGAUGAAAUAUUGGUUAUGGCGUAUCAAAGAAUAUCCACUAUUCUUAUUGGUGGAACAAUAUGCAUCCUUGUGUCCAUCUUUGUUUGUCCUGUAUGGGCAGGCGAAGAUCUCCACAAGAUGAUUGCUAACAACAUUAACAAACUUGCUAAUUACCUAGAAGGUUUCGAGGGGGAAUAUUUUGCAUUACCGGAGAAGAUUUCAAAGGAGACAAACUCGUGUGUUCGAGAAUACAAAAGCAUUCUUACAUCAAAAAGCACUGAAGAUACUUUGGCGAAUCUUGCGAGAUGGGAACCGGGACACGGCCGAUUCAGGUUACGGCAUCCAUGGAAAAAUUACAUGAAGAUUGCAGGACUCGUUCGCCAAUGCGCCUUCCAUUUCGAGAUUCUCAAUGGCUAUAUUCUCUCUGACGUUAAGGCACCGGAAGACUUCAUAAGCAAGAUUCAAGAGCCAUGCUCGAUUAUGAGCAGAGAAGCUGGUGAAGCGCUAAAAGCCAUAGCCAAUUCAAUCAAAACAAUGAAUAACGAUAGUGUCUGUGUGAAUGCACACAUUGAAAACUCCAAAAAAGCGAUAGAAAAUGUAAAGUUUGCAUUCAAAUCGUCUUCUACGGAGACAGAGAAAGAUCUAUUAGAAUUCAUUCCCGGAGUCACAAUGGCAUCAAUCUUGGUCGAGAUAGUGAAUAGCGUCGAGAAGAUCUCUGAGGCUGUGGAAGAAUUCUUCGGCCUGGCACACUUCAAAGAGACGUUGGAUCCAAAACUAUCACCGGAAUUAGAACAACAACAUCAUCAUCAUCUAAUUCACAGGGGGAGUGUAAAGCCGGUUCUAGAGGGUGACAACGAGGAAGAAUACAGUAGCUCUUCUCAUGUUCUUGUCAUUGUCCAUGAUGAACAGCCACCAACAACUAACGAGAAGACAAAUUUGGGAGCAGAAAAGACGAGAGAUAAUGUCGUGUAA